Molecule: messenger RNA, 4054 nt
Organism: Patella vulgata (common limpet)
Lineage: Eukaryota; Metazoa; Mollusca; Gastropoda; Patellidae
Product: ras-related protein Rab-18A
Exons: 7
Coding region: 137-742 (201 amino acids)
Molecular function (GO): GTP binding; GTPase activity
Source: RefSeq, a predicted model, not a curated record
ACGUGUACACACGUGCUUAUGUUUACGCCAUUUUUGCAAGUGAAAGAUUCGUCAUUGAGUGAAAUAUUUUGCGUUUACUUUAGCCAAUCUCAAGAACAAAGUCCAAUCCAGGGCUUUAGCAAUACAUCACUGAAACAUGGAAGAAAGAGAAGUAUUAACGACCCUUAAAAUUUUAAUUAUAGGGGAGAGUGGCGUUGGGAAAUCCAGUUUGUUAUUACGGUUCACAGAUGACACAUUUGACCCAGAGCAAGCUGCUACUAUAGGUGUUGACUUCAAAGUAAAAACAUUAGCUGUAGAUGGUAAUAAAGCCAAGCUAGCUAUCUGGGAUACAGCUGGCCAAGAAAGAUUUCGAACUUUAACCCCAAGUUAUUAUAGAGGAGCUCAAGGCGUUAUAUUAGUAUAUGAUGUUUGUAGUAAACAAUCUUUUAAUAAACUUGAUGCCUGGUUAAACGAACUAGAAACAUUCUCAACAAAACAUGACAUGGUUAAAAUGUUGGUUGGUAACAAAAUAGAUAAGGAAAAAAGAGAAGUUAGUAAGGAUGAAGGAUUAAAGUUUGCUAGAAAACAUCAUAUGUUAUUUAUAGAAGCUAGUGCUAAAACAAAAGAAGGAGUGCAAUGUGCCUUUGAAGAAUUAGUAGAAAAGAUUAUCCAAACACCAGGAUUAUGGGAAACAGACAAACAAGGUAUGACAUUGGGAAGUAAUUCAGGGACCAAUCAAAGUAGUUGUUACUGUGUUGUGUAAGGUUAUAUAAUCAACCAAUAGCAGGAAUUGUGUCUGCUGAAUAUAAGUAACUAUAGAAAUAUAAACUACCACCCUCUAGUCUUUCAUGUUUGACUGUUUAAAACUAAAACCCACACAAAGAAAGAAAAUGGAAAUAGAAACUAUCAUGACAAGGCGAUUAUAAUUUUGAGUAAGUGAAAAGUGGCAAUCAACAUAGCCAAGAUAAAAAUGAUUUCAGGAAAAUAUACUGUGUAUGAGGAAAUUUAUUAAUAUGGUGAUUAAAAUAUUCUGUACAUUUUGACUCCCAAAGCAUUUAUUUUGUGGACCUUUUUAAUCUCUUGUAAAAUUAUAAAGGAGUUGAACCUAUUUAAGUUAAAAUAAAGUAUGGAAUUGAGUUGAUCUGAUAUGUACAAUUAAAGUAAAUUAAGUGUUUACUAAUUUUAGUUCCGUUUUCUCAUCAACUGUCAAGAUUGGCUUUAUCAAUGAACCUAAAAUUUUAUGAGCUUUUGUAUGUGGAUAUCAACCCAUGCUGUAACAAAUGAAUGCAUGAACACUUUUACUGCUUACCCAAAGCAAAGAAGUUUAGCAAUUUUGAGUAUUUUCACUAUGAAGUAUUUUGUAUACUGAAUUCCAAAAUGUUUUUGUAUUACUGAUAUUUGAGUAAUAUUUUCAGUUGCUCUUUAUGUCCUAAUGCUUAGUGAAUGCUUCCUUGCAAUUGCUUAUUUAUUAAAUGAAAUUUAUUAAACUUGUCACUUACUUAGAAGUCAGUUUUUGAGCAUGUAAAGGGUGUGAAUUCAAAUAAAAGUUUUCCUCCAAAAAAAACUAUUAUCAUUUUGUAUACUGUAUAAAUAUAAAAUGCAUGUUUAAUAUAAGCUUUUUUGUUGUUUUUUUUUAAUUAAAAUAACAUAAUUUUAGAUCUUUGUAUAGUUUAAAAAAAAGUGUUAAAACUUGAUAUUUAUUCGAAGUGUUUUUGUAACCAUUUGUGUUUUAAAUCAAAAUCAUUUUGAAUGAUUUAAUUGUAAUUGAAGAAAGAAUUUUUAUGUAGAUUCCUGGUUUAGUGAAAUUUGUGUUUAUACAUGUAAUAGUCAUUACCCAAUGAAAUUAUAAUUUUGGUUAAUUUUAUUCUUACCGCAGAGUAGAGCUCAAAUGAUAUUUCAAUAGAAAAAUGAUAGCUUGAUAUUGAUAUUGAUAUUAGUGUGACAUAUUAUAGUUCUUAUAUAUUCAAAUGAUUACAGUCCAGUUAUCUGAAUAUUGACCAAAACAGCAAUUAUUAAUAUAUUAAAAAGAUCUUUGAUUCCAAAUAGGGUGAAGUAUUAUAGCCAAAAACUGUAUCGCACUAUAUUUUGCAAUAUUUCUAUUGCUGUAUUGUAAUAUCUCAAUACAUUUCAAAAUUGUGUAAUAUUUUGCAUUCUACUAAAAAUAUUCUGAAUUUUAGUACUGCAAAUAAUGUUGAUAAUUUAAUUAUUGGCCUGAUUGUUAUAAAUUAACCAACAACAAUCUGUCAUAAUUAUGUUGAAAGAUCUCUGUCAUCUGUGCAGACAUUGCUUGCAAACAGAUGAAUAAAGUUAUCAUUCAUUAAACUAUCCACUUUUUUUAAAUGGAAUUGCAAUGUAAUGUUUUUGUUACAGCCCUACUCCCAAAUGAAUUGUGACAUUAUAAUCUGAAUCUACAGUUCAAGCAUGGUUAGAAAUUGGCACUAUCAUAUAUUUUGUAAAUAAUUUGUAAAUAGUUUUUAUUAAGCAUGGUCAUGGUUGUUAAUGUAUAUUUUUUAAAACUUGUUUAUUAGAUAAGUUAAAAUUACUUUUAUUUUGUUAUAGAUCUUAUUUAUUGUCAAUUACAGGCUUAAUGUAUACCAAACUCUAAUUUGUUUUCUCAAAUAUUUUAUUUGUGUGAAAUGGUUUCAAAUAGAGAUAUUUUAGUAACUAUGUAUUUCUUUAUUUAAACCAAUUUUCAUGUGCUUGUUUUAGCAUCGUUUUCACCAGUUAAAUGGAAACAGUUCCAUUAUUUUUGCAUUAGACUAACGUUUUGGCCGGCAGAAACACCACAAAAUUGCAUACGUGGAAAACAGGCCUUAGAGAUGAUGAAUUAUGGAACUGGACUCACAACCAGGAAAUAGUUCACUUAAAAUAUAGACAUUUGGAAAAAAAGAUUUAGUUUCCUACCCAAAUAUCUCUGAAAUGAAAUAUCUAUUGGAGGCUUAUUAUAAUUAAAAUGCAUCUUUUUGUCUCUUCCAUAUGUUUUGUCAGUAGUUAUGGGUUUCUGCUGUGUAUGCAUGCAAUACAAAAGGGCAAUAAUUGUGGACAAUAUAAAAUUCCCUUAAAAUGAAAUGUAAAAGACUGCUGCAGUGAAGCAUGUGGAACUAUCAGAUUUACACCAUUUAAUCAUUGAGAGGCAUGUAGCAAUUGACUUCUAAUGUAUGGAAUAGUUGAUAUGGAUACAAUCAAAGUGUGUAUUACACUGCUACAUUUCAAGCUAAAUCAUAAUGUACAAAAAGUAUUCUAGUUUUAUAUUAACAUCCCAGCAGGACACAGUUCUAACCACAAAAUAAAAAUGAUAUGAUUACAGAGCUCUGAGGACAAGGAUAGUGAUCUUUUAAAGGUGAAAGAAAGUUUCUAUAUGUAAAAUUAUAAAUGUGCACAUUAUGAUAAAGAAAUAUAUUAAUGGUCAAUGGUUUAUGAAUGGGUAUUGAUAAUUCACUUCCUAGAUUUUAAAUAAAAAAAGAGAUACUAAUUUGCAUGAUUUUGUACAGCCAUAUCUAUUCUUCAAUUAGAGGGCAUCAUGCUGCUUGAUAAAUCUAUGACUGGUGUAUAUCCAGAGCAAUAUAAACUCUCUCUGCCCUAAUACUGACAUGCAUCAUGCCUGAAGUAGGGUAUAUUUACUUUCACUAAAUACCACCAAGUCAUUUGUAGUUGCUAUUUUGAAAAUGAUACAAACUUUGUUUUAUUUACAGCUGCUAUAUUACUGUAUAUAAUAUAAUUAUGAAUAUGUAUAAUUUAUCUAGCUGCUUUAUAUCUUGUAUAUUGUUCAAUAUAAGAUUAUAUCUCUAUCUAUUUUUUAAUUAUUUUUUCUGAUGGUGUAAUUAGCAACUUGGCAUCACCUUGAAAUUACAGGGUAAUAUCUAACAUUUUUAAAAUUUGAGUAUUAAAGCUGUAUGGAGAACCUCCCUUGUUUUUGUCACAGCUACAAUCCUAAAAUCCUAAUAUAUAGGGAUUGUAUUUUCCUCUCAUGGAAUGGUAUGUAUAUAAAUUUGUUAGAUAGAAUCUUGUAAUCCAUGGUUAUUGGCUGUAUUAUGAUUGUAUAAAAGGAUAAUUCUAUUAAAAAUAACCUACUUUU